This is a messenger RNA of Stegodyphus dumicola, 669 nucleotides long. RefSeq names its product 3-hydroxyacyl-CoA dehydratase 1 (gene Hacd1). Lineage: Eukaryota; Metazoa; Arthropoda; Arachnida; Araneae; Eresidae. Gene Ontology annotation, biological process: sphingolipid biosynthetic process; very long-chain fatty acid biosynthetic process; fatty acid elongation. The record is from RefSeq and is a predicted model, not a curated record. Gene Ontology annotation, cellular component: endoplasmic reticulum membrane. Gene Ontology annotation, molecular function: 3-hydroxyacyl-CoA dehydratase activity.
AAACUGUAGUAAUUUUUUUUUUUUUUAAUUAUAGGUAGUACAUUGCAUUUUAGGUCUUGUGAAAGCUAGUGCUCUUGUCACUUCCAUUCAGGUGGCAUCACGUGUCAUUCAAGCAUGGGGUAUUAUGAAUCCUAUUGAAAAUGUACAUAAUUCUCCAACUCUUGCACUUGCAAUCAUUGCUUGGUCAAUUAGUGAAAUUACUAGGUAUUCAUUUUAUUGUUGUAAUCUUUUGGGAUUACCAUCAAAAACACUUACAUGGUGCAGAUAUUCAUUUUUCGUGGCAUUAUACCCUGCAGGAGUUUUUAGUGAAGUCUCAAAUAUCUUUCUUGCAUUGGAUACAAUAAAAAGGAAGCAGUUAUUUUCCCUAACCCUUCCAAAUCCUAUGAACAUUUCAUUUAGUUUCUACUAUGCAAAUAUAUUAAUUUUGCUAUCAUAUAUUCCAUUGUUUCCUCACCUAUUUAAUCAUAUGCUGCGUCAACGGAAGAAAGUUUUAGGAGGAGAAUCUCUAAGUGAAAAUUUGAAAAAAUCAAAAUAGCGUUAUCAAAACUUGCAGAAUAUGUACACACUUUGGGAAAAAGUUCAAAUGCAAUGCAGCAGGCUUCACACAAUGUUCAUUAUUUUUUUUGAUUUAUAGGCAGAAAUAAAUUUGAAUACGUUUUUUGAUAUAGA